Spea bombifrons (plains spadefoot toad) is the source of this 1899-nucleotide messenger RNA. RefSeq names its product ankyrin repeat and SOCS box containing 3 (gene ASB3). The record is from RefSeq and is a predicted model, not a curated record. Bases 177 to 1748 code for a protein of 523 amino acids. The transcript has 10 exons. Gene Ontology annotation, cellular component: nucleus. Gene Ontology annotation, biological process: intracellular signal transduction; positive regulation of transcription by RNA polymerase II. Gene Ontology annotation, molecular function: transcription cis-regulatory region binding; protein binding. Lineage: Eukaryota; Metazoa; Chordata; Amphibia; Anura; Pelobatidae.
CACUACGAGCUUGAAUGACAGUUUUUUUUUUUUUUUUGCUAGAAUAAGCCUGUUAGAAAAGAAUACGUUAUUUCCUACCGAUAGAAGAUAAUCUAAAUGUUGUUUGUGGGUGUGGGUCGCCGCAUCACGUGAUUGGAGGUGUCCCUUGACAGCGUGGGAGGGUGUAUGAGGUGGAAAUGGAUUUUUCUGAGGCAUAUACUGAUAGAUGUUCCUCCGUUGGACAUGCGGCUAGAAGGGGUGAUAUAAAAUCCUUGAAGAAACUAAUUAAAAAAGGUUGUAGUGUGGAUGUGCCUGAUAACAGAGGAUGGAUGCCAAUUCAUGAAGCAGCUUCUUCUAAUGCCAGCGGCUGCUUACAACUGCUAAUUAAUACAGCUCCUUCCAGGUCAUACAUCAAAUCCAAGACAUUUGAGAGUGAAACUGCUCUACAUCUUGCUGCUAAAUCGGGCAGUCUUAGGUGUGCACAGCUUCUGCUGCAAGCUGGAGCAGAUCCCGAUGAAGUCACCAAUGAAGAGACAACGGCACUGUUUUUAGCUGUUGAAGGUGGAUAUAUCGACAUUGUGAAGUUGUUGAUCAAAAAUAAAGCCAAUGUUAAUGGGCCUCAUUCAUGUUCAGGAUGGAAUCCUUUGCAUCAAGCAGCUUUUAUGGAACGCACUGACAUCCUGCAAUUACUUCUGGAGAGUGGCGUUGACAAGGAAUGUGAGGAUGACUUUGGGAUAACGCCAGUGUUUAUUGCAGCUCAAUAUGGGAAAUUUGAGAGCUUAAACAUGCUUAUACUGCACGGUGCUAAUUUCAACUGCCAGGCCAAGGACAAGGCGACGCCAUUAUUUAUCGCGGCUCAGGAAGGCCAUGCUAAGUGUGUAGAGCUGUUACUGUCCAAGGGAGCCGAUCCAAACCUUUACUGCAAUGAUGAGAGCUGGCAGCUGCCAAUUCAUGCAGCUGCUCAAAUGGGCCGAUGCAAGAUUUUGGCCAUGCUACUGCCAAUCACAGAUAAAAUAUGUGGCAUCGGGAAGGACAAAAUAAGCCCUAUUUACUCAGCGAUUUACGGAAAACAGGAGGAGUGCUUAGAGAUGUUACUGAAGGAAGGGUAUUGUCCUGAAGCUCAGGAGAGCGCACUGUUUGUAUGUAAAACACCUAUGUGCAUGGUUUUUCACAAAAGGAACUUCAAAAUGGCGCCAUUGCUUCUGAAAUAUGGGUUCAAGCUGUCCAGCUUGUAUUUGUCAAGAUGCCUGGAAUGCGACCAUUUUCCACUGUUUCGCUAUUUUUUAAACAAACACUGCCCGUUGCCAUCAGAAGAUGAGCUUAAUGCUUUUAAGAUGCAUUCAUCUAAAGCCCGGCGUGACUACAAAGAAUGGCUACCCUACUUACUGCUGGCAGGGUUCAGUCCUCUAAAUUUAUUGGACAGCGAGUGGGUUUGUGCUGUAAGUGAUGACAUCCUUAAUUUCACUCUGGAGUUCACUAAUUGGAAGAGGCUUCCUCCAGAUGUGGAUCAGAUAUUGUCCACCCACGCAGGCAGUUCCACCUGGAUUCCACCGGAGCAUUUUGCAUCCAUUCCAACACUUGUGCAUCUCUGUCGCCUUGAAAUACGUUCCCUCCUAAAAAGUGAACAUUUACGGUCCAAUGAAUGCAUAAGUCAGCUACCGCUUCCUCCCUGUCUUCAGGAGUUUCUCCACUAUUCCGAAGUUCUACAAAUGUAUGGCAUAACACGUAGAGAUCUCGAAGAUGAAAUCGUUGCUGAGCCGCAAAAAUGAUUGACCUGCAAUCUGAACAAUAUUAGUGAUGAUUACAACCGACUGAUAUUACACAAUAUUGAAUGUCUGAAGGAAAUCCGUACACUGACAGAGUAUGUCAGCCUAUUUUUAUGUAUAUGUGCAUAGAUUUCAUAAACUUUUUGAGAAUAUA